GUUGGCGUGAAUUCUGUCACAAUUCAAACGUGCUCUCUCUCUCUCUCCUCUUCGCACCCCUCUCUUCACCUUAUACUACUACUUUCUGCUGGAUUUGUCUCUUUGCUUGCAGAUUUCGACAAGUUGUAAAAAAUCUGGAAUAAGGGAAGCAGAGUUCGCCGGAGGCGGUGAAGCUAGCGAUACCGGAGACUUAACGAAUUUUGGUCCGGCGAGCUCAUUUUCUAGUUGAGGUGAAGUAUCAAUGUCGAAAGAGAAGAAUGUUGUAGAUGAUUAUGGAGAUUAUUAUGCUGUUCCUGACCUGGAUAGCAGAGAAAUAGUUGGUGGUUCAGUUUCAAAUGUCGUCAGUCACUCUUCAGAGACUUCUGGCACGGAAGUUGCACGUUUCACUACACUGCCUCACAAAAUAUUUAGCUCAGACAAAUCUGAAUCACAUUCAGGUCAUCUUAAGUUGGAAAGAUCAAAAACUGAGCCACCUACACACAGUAGUCAAUUUGCUGAAGAGGCAGCAAAUAUCUCUGAUGACAGCGAUUCUGAACAACAGAAGCUCAAGUUGUUGAAGAGGAUUGCAACUGUCAAAGACGAUGGAACUGUAGAAUUUGAGAUUCCGGGUGAUGAAGAAUCCAGGGUGCUUGGAGUGGAAUCUCAAAGUGUCUCUAAUGAAGUUGAAGAUGAGCCUCUUGAUGAAAUAGAACUUCACUAUAUUCCUCCAAUGCAGAUUGUAAUGCUUAUUGUUGGAACACGUGGUGAUGUGCAACCCUUUAUUGCAAUUGGCAAACGUUUGCAGGAGUAUGGACAUCGAGUGAGGCUGGCAACCCAUGCAAAUUUCAAAGAGUUUGUCUUAACCGCUGGGUUGGAAUUCUAUCCUCUUGGGGGUGAUCCAGUAGUUUUGGCUGGAUAUAUGGUUAAAAACAAGGGCUUCUUACCUUCUGCACCCUCAGAAAUUCCUGUUCAGAGAAACCAAUUGAAGGAAAUUAUAAGUUCUCUACUCCCAGCUUGCGAAGAACCUGAUAUGGAUACUGGAGUACCCUUUAAAGCAGAUGCGAUUAUUGCUAAUCCCCCAGCAUAUGGGCAUACACAUGUUGCGGAAGCACUGAAAAUUCCAAUUCAUAUUUUCUUUACAAUGCCAUGGACGCCAACUAGCGAAUUUCCUCAUCCAUUGUCUCGCAUUAAACAACCAGCUGGAUAUCGGCUGUCAUAUCAGAUUGUUGACUCCUUGAUUUGGCUAGGGAUUCGAGAUAUGAUUAAUGAUACCAGGAAAAGAAAACUGAAGCUAAGACCAGUUACAUAUUUAAGCAGUUCUCAAGUCUCUGUGCUGGAUAUCCCACAUGGAUAUAUUUGGAGUCCUCACCUUGUUCCUAAACCAAAAGAUUGGGGACCAAAGGUUGAUGUAGUGGGAUUUUGCUUCCUCGAUCUUGCAUCUGGUUAUGAACCUCCAGAAUCACUAGUAAACUGGCUGAAAGAUGGUCAGAAACCCAUUUACAUUGGCUUUGGUAGUCUUCCUGUUCAAGAGCCAGAGAAAAUGACCCAAAUAAUUGUUGAGGCAUUGGAACGCACUGGACAAAGGGGGAUCAUUAACAAAGGCUGGGGUGGCCUUGGCAAUUUGGCUGAGCCAAAGGAUUUUGUGUACUUGCUUGAUAAUUGUCCCCAUGAUUGGCUAUUCUUACAAUGUUCUGCAGUGGUGCACCACGGGGGUGCUGGAACAACGGCUGCUGGUCUUAAAGCUGCGUGUCCAACAACUAUCGUACCCUUCUUUGGUGACCAGCCAUUUUGGGGGGAAAGGGUGCACGCUAGAGGUGUAGGCCCUCCACCUAUACCUAUCGACGAAUUUUCCCUUCCUAAGCUUGUUGAGGCAAUUGAAUUCAUGCUUGAUCCUAAGGUAAAGGAGAACGCAGUUGAGCUGGCUAAGGCGAUGGAGAAUGAAGACGGGGUCACUGGAGCAGUAAAAGCCUUCUUCAAGCAUCUUCUCCGCAAUAAUGAGCCUGAUCUUGAUGAAACACCUGCACCACGAAGUUUAUUUUCUUUAAGAAGAUGCUUAGGUUUUUGCUAGAUCUCAAUGUGUGAAAUUGUCUAUUUGUCACUAUAAACUAUUUGUACCUUGUUCCUGCAAUAAUGUAAUAUUUUUAUACACAACCAAUGGUGCUAUAUUGUAUUACAUUGCUACCCUAAAUAGUUGGAUACCAUGAAUCAAAUAAAAGUUCUAAAAUUGUCCUA
Molecule: messenger RNA, 2211 nt
Organism: Solanum pennellii
Lineage: Eukaryota; Viridiplantae; Streptophyta; Magnoliopsida; Solanales; Solanaceae
Product: sterol 3-beta-glucosyltransferase UGT80A2-like
Exons: 14
Coding region: 242-2047 (601 amino acids)
Biological process (GO): carbohydrate metabolic process
Molecular function (GO): hexosyltransferase activity; UDP-glycosyltransferase activity
Source: RefSeq, a predicted model, not a curated record